AUGGCAGAACCCAGCCUCCAAGAGCCCAUGUACUUUUUCCUGAUAAACCUCUCAGCCCUGGACAUCCUCUCCACUACAGUCACCAUCCCCAAGAUACUGUCCCUAUUUUUGCUUGAGGACCGCUUCCUCAGCUUCCCUGCCUGCUUCCUAUAGAUGUACCUAUUCCACAGCUUCUCCUGCUCGGAAGCCUUCAUCCUGGUGGUCAUGGCCUAUGACCACUACGUGGCUAUCUGCCACCCACUGCACUAUCCUGUCCUCAUUACCCCACAGACCAGUGCUGUCUUGGCAGCCAGUGCCUGGCUCAUUGCGCCCUUCCUGCCCAUUCCAGAAGUGGUACAGACCUCCCAGAUGGCAUUUGACAGCAAUGCCCACAUCUACAACUGCUUCUGUGACCACUUGGCUGUGGUCCAGGCCUCCUGCUCUGACACCAACCCCCAGACCUUCACGGGCUUCUGCAUCGCCAUGGUGGUGUACUUCCUCCCACUCCUCCUGGUGCUUUUCUCCUAUGCCCACAUCCUGGUCUCGGUGCUUCACAUUAGCUCUUGAGAAGGACGCUCCAAAGCCUUCUCCACAUGUGGCUCUCACCUCCUGGUGGUGGGCACCUACUACUCAUCCAUUGCCAUAGCCUAUGUGACCUACAGGGCUGACCUGCCCCUUGACUUCCACAUCAUGGGCAAUGUGGUAUAUGCCAUUCUCCUCCUCUUCUUCUUCUUC
Messenger RNA from Saimiri boliviensis boliviensis (Bolivian squirrel monkey), 714 nucleotides. RefSeq names its product olfactory receptor family 2 subfamily AT member 4 (gene OR2AT4). The record is from RefSeq and is a predicted model, not a curated record. Lineage: Eukaryota; Metazoa; Chordata; Mammalia; Primates; Cebidae. Gene Ontology annotation, biological process: G protein-coupled receptor signaling pathway. Gene Ontology annotation, molecular function: olfactory receptor activity; G protein-coupled receptor activity. Gene Ontology annotation, cellular component: membrane.